Molecule: messenger RNA, 1163 nt
Organism: Sinocyclocheilus grahami
Lineage: Eukaryota; Metazoa; Chordata; Actinopteri; Cypriniformes; Cyprinidae
Gene: plekhs1.1
Product: pleckstrin homology domain containing S1, tandem duplicate 1
Exons: 13
Coding region: 72-1142 (356 amino acids)
Molecular function (GO): protein binding
Source: RefSeq, a predicted model, not a curated record
AGGACAGCAGUACAGAGGACACUGUUUUUACUGCGACACACACAGUAGUUAAGAGAUUUAACAUCAUCCAAAUGAACAGCAGAGGUAAAUCAGAUUCAAAUGCUUCAUGUCACGAUGGGGUGGAGGAAGUGUGCACAGGUUUUCUAUUAAAGUCCCCUCCUUCUAGACAGUUAAGAACUAUGAAAUCAUGGAAGCGCCGCUUCUUUGUGCUUUCAAAGACAAAUGACAGCAGCCAUGAGCUAAAAUACUACAAAUCCACUGAGAGAGACAAACCUAUAAAAUCCAUAGAAGCUUCCACCAUCACAAUGCUGCAGCUGAACCCUGAAGCAAGCCCAGUUUUUGAAUGGAUCUGUCAAACCUUCAAGUGCUCUCAGUACUCUGUGCUCUUCAUGAAAACUGAAAAUCCAGGAGCCAAGGUCCAAAGAGAUUUUUUCUUCAUUGGAGACACCAGGGAGGAGGUGGAGAGAUGGUUCAAUGUUUUAUUCAGGGCUAUAAAGAACAACAAAUUUGAGCCACAAACUGAACCUCAGAUCACGACUGAAUCCAAUUCUAAUGACCAAAACCCCUGUGAGACACAAGAGACUAAAGUUGAUGGUCAACCUCCACUGCCUCCAAGGAAGAAGUCAGCAUCAAAAGAUGUUACUGCUCAAUGUAGACAACCACCCAAAAGCAGCUCAUCUGCAACACCAUUGUAUGAAAAAGAGGAACCGCUGGAUGAGAAUGCAGUGGAAAGUAAUGAGGACAUGUCAUCAGGGGAGAGCGUGACUGGUACAUCUGAAGGCAGUAUGUUGGAUUGCGUCACAAAAGCCUUCAAUAAUAUUAAGACACCACAAACGUCCAUGGAGUCAGAUGGGCAAAGUGAAACGCACACCCUUGUCGAGAAGGAAGUCUGCAUAAGUCAUCUUGAUGCAAACAGCUUGGUUAUUACAGAGGAGGAGGGAAAACCAUGUGUAUCUAAAUGUGGGGAGAUUCAGGCUUCAUGUCAGUUCCACAAGGGAGAUCAGAUUCUGGCUGUCAAUGAUCUGUUGACAGACACAGUGGAGGAGGUACAAACAUACCUAAGAAGACUCAGCAAGAGCGAGGUAAAACUGACCAUUCGAAGGCUCCCAGACUCCAUUCCUCUGCAUUCCGAACCCUGCUAAAGGACAAAAACAAAAUCUCAU